This is a messenger RNA of Clunio marinus, 4023 nucleotides long. The record is from the annotation of a GenBank genome assembly. NCBI's taxonomy places the organism in Eukaryota, Metazoa, Arthropoda, Insecta, Diptera, Chironomidae.
AGUCGAGAAUGUUUCGUAGAAUGAUUUAGUCGGUGAUCUGUUUAUAAUAUUUUUGGUUCUAUCUUCAUUUACAUUUUUCUAGAUAAGAAUAGAAUUAGUGCGGAAGAAAAUUGCUGUGAAAGAAGGAAAGAAAAUUAAGGAAAGUGAAAAAAUCAGUGAAAAGGAAAAAAAUAUUCACAACCCGCAAACUAAAUUCAUUCUCGAAUUAGAAAUGGGAUUAUGUAUUUCAUUCUCCAAUAAAAAUUGACAUUAACAUUCAACAAAAUAACUCAUUCAACGUGACGCAACACAAGAGAGAAGCGUUCACAGACGGCUGUUCAGCAUAAUGCCGUCAGCCGAUAAGCGUAGUUCGUCGAAAACAUCGGAAAAUGCGUCAGUUGAAAUAGUGGCGGGUGUGUUGCGAUCGAAUUCAGUACUUGUAGCAUUAGCAGUGCUGCUAUUUGUCGCGCAAAUAAUUAAUGGCCAGCAAAACAAUCCACAACAACAAACAUGUCCGCCAGCCAGUGAGAUAAGUCCAUGUCUAUGUCAAGUGAAAAAGAAUGGUUUGGAUAUCCUAUGCGAAGCAACCGAUUAUGUCCACAUCACGAGAGCUAUGACUGCUCUUAAGCCGAGAAGCCCAAUUAUAUUCUAUUUGAAACUUCGACAUAACAGUUUACCUAAACUACAAGGUUUCAUUUUUCUCGCUUUGGACAUUCGACAUUUGACGAUUCACAACAGUUCGUUGGCUGUCAUUGAAGAGACAUCGUUAAGUUCUUUGGGCAAAGGAUUGACGCAGCUUGAUGUAUCACAAAAUCAAUUGCAGAAUGUCCCGUCGAGUGCGCUGAAAAACUUGCAUCAUCUGUUGAUUCUCAAUCUCAAUCAUAACAAAAUUUCUAUCAUUCACAAUCGAGCAUUCGAAGGUUUAGAUACAUUAGAAAUUUUGACACUUUAUGAGAAUAGAAUCACAGGAAUUGAGCCUGAAGCAUUCCGAGGAUUAGACAAGAAAUUGAAGCGUCUAAAUUUGGGCGGCAAUCAUUUGACAUCGAUUCCCCAGCGUGCGCUCUCAAUUUUUGAUACAUUAAAGAAGCUUGAAGUUCAAGAAAAUCGUAUUGAGACUAUUAAAGAAGGUGACUUUGAAGGCUUAAGGAAUUUGGAUUCGUUAAUAUUGGCGCAUAAUAAAUUACGACAAAUUCCGGCAAACGUGUUCUCUCAUCUAAGACAGUUAAACUCACUGGAACUUGAGGGAAAUUACAUUACCUACGUUGACAAAGACGCUUUCUCUGGACUUGAAGAAAAUCUUCAAUAUUUACGUUUAGGAGAUAACAACUUGCAUCAGAUACCGAGCGAUUCUUUGAGAUCCCUUCAUCGAUUACGUCACCUUGAUUUGAGAUCAAACAACAUAAGCUAUAUCCCUGAAGAUGCUUUUGCCGGCUAUGGCGACUCGAUAACAUUCUUGAAUCUUCAGAAAAAUGACAUUAAAACCUUACCCGCAUUGGCUUUCGAGAAUUUGAAUUCCUUAGAGACAUUGAGCAUUCAGAAUAACAAACUAACGAGGAUACCCGAAGAGGUCAGGGAGCCGAUAAUUGACACGUUGCGUGUCGUUGACAUUAUGGACAAUCCACUGAUUUGUGAUUGUGAGUUGAUUUGGUUUCCAAAUUUACUGAAGGAACUCAAAAAUCGUGACGAUGAAAUGACACAGAAGAAACGACCAAUGUGUACGAUGGCUUCGGAACAUCGCGAGUACUUUGUUCAAAAUAUGCCGCUUGAAAGAAUGAAUUGCAUUGGGAAGAAUCUUGGACGUUCAGCUAUGAGCAGUGAUGGACGCAAGAUAGUCUCAUGGGAAAUGACUUUGAUUACCAUUUUUGGAACAAUGAGUGCAUGUUUGAUGUAGAUAUUUUAAAUUAAGAUUGUGUAAGGUAAUUUUUAAUUUUUUUUAUUAAAAUUACGCGCUGGAUGGAAGAAAUCUUUUUAACUUUAAAACUUUUAAGUUUACAUUGGAUGUUUACAUUUCAUGAUUUUUCAAAUUGCAAUGAGAAAAGAAAACUUACAAAAAUUGCAAGAAAUUAUUAUUUCACUUCUUCAUUAAAUAAAUUAACGCCAAAAUCUUUAGCAUCUGAUCGUUUAGCUUUUGCUCUCUUUUCUAUGAAAGGAAAAUUGAAUUUUUCAUUAUUUAGAAACAUUAAAAGAAAGCAAAAUAAAUAUUGGAAAUCUGAUUGUACACCAAACUUUGAAAAUAUUCAUUGAUUUGCGUUUUAAACAUAUGAAGAAUAACUUCCUUUCAUCAAUCUAUUAAACAGUCUUAAUAUAAAAUUAUAUAUUAGUGACAGCAUUUCAAAAGCUCUCAUAAGAACAUAAACUUGGUUCAAUUAAUUCAAGUAGACUUCUGCUGAUAGUUUUCUCUUAUUCAGUGUCAGUGAUAAGACAAGAUUAUCGGUAUUUGAUCAAACUAACAUUUUAAACUGCACUUUAGAUUGUAGCAAAUAUGGAAAUCAAAUUAAUUGUUCUUUAAGCAUAGAAUUUUUAACAAAAAACUGAUAAAAAACUUAACACGUAUCCUUAUAUCAUAACAUAUCAUAAUAUCUAAGUAAUAAUGAAAAGAUUCUUUAAAUCUAAUAUUUCUCAGAAGAAAAUUUAAACAUUUUCCCAUUGAAUAUAUCUCGAUGUGUUACUAAAGACUUUUUCAAACAUUUUAAUGACGUUUUUCAUCAUAUCGCAAUAUUGAUUUGUUCUUUGUUGCGUGAACGCAAAAUUAAAAUAUGAACAACUUUACUCAUUAAUUAUUCCUUAAUUGUUCAAUAAAAUUUAUCAGUCACAUGGAAAUAACAAAAUCUAAAUUGUAAAUUUCAUUUUGAUGACUUUUCGUCGUUCUUUUAACGACACAGUGUAAGCAUUUUAAAAUUUUCGCUUAAAAUAUUAACAAUUGAGAAAAUGAUUGGAAGGAACUUUCAGUUCUUUGUGAUGAAAAAUACGACAUGAAAUAAAUGAAAAGCAGUUUCAAAUUUCACAUUAAGAAAACACGUCAUGAGCCUGGCGUUCAUAAAGUAGAAGACAAAAGUUGAAAUCAAUUAUCAAAUACAUAUCAUGAAGCCUGCAUCAUGUUCACUCUUAUUAAAUAAUAAUUACAAAAUGUUAAUUUUAAAUCAUAUCAAAAUGCAUAUCUUAGCAUGUAAGUAAUGAUAGUCCACAACAGAUGACUAAACCAAUGACAACAUAUCAGAUAUUGAAAUUUAUUGUGACCAUUAAGAUUUAUUAAGAUGUAUUUUGAGAUUAUUGAAAGAUGCUAACUUGUACUAUCAAAAAAUAUUUGAAACUAUUUUGUAUGACAAAAAAGAUAAAGUUAAGGCUCUUGGUAACAAAGAAAAAAAAAGCAAAAGAAAAAUAUUAUAAGCAAAGCACGAUUAAAUUUAAAUUCGAGUUGAAAAUAUUUGUAACAUUAAUAUGAAGACAAAUCUUUUUAGCCCAUGAUUUAUGAUCUAUUAAUGUAAAACAUUCAAACUCUAAACUCAAGAAUUCUUUUAAUAUUGUAUUUUUGUGAGCGCUUUUUGCAUUAGAUUUUAAAAAUGUUCAGAAAAAUUUUGCCGUAGAUAUUCUUCUUGCAUAGAUAUGUAAAUGUAGCUGAAUAAUCCCUUUACACAACAUACAGACCGGAAUAAAUCCAACAGCACUUCUCAAUAUGAACCGUUCCUAGGUUGAUUAAUGCAAAGUAACUUGAACUGAUGGGUGAAGGUUGAUGUUCACAGAAUAAUCCUCAAGAUAUACUAAAACAUCAUUUCAUGUGUUUAUGAGGUCAGGUCAGAAAGUGACGUCUUCAUCCAUCAAGCUUCUUUUAUAUUUAUCCAUGUUAUUAGUGAAUUUUCAUUCAAAUAAUAACUAAAGCAUUAGAAUUUUCAUUGAAUUAAUAAUAUAACAACAAACUCUAGGAAAGGCAGAACAAAGUGCAUGAGUUUGAAGGUGAUGCGCAGUGAAACUGUUCUUUAAUGUUUCUAAAUGUGUAAAAACUCAUUUUUGAUCAAUAAAGUGAAAAGAAAAAUCUUCAAUCAAAUA